This is a messenger RNA of Coffea eugenioides, 1901 nucleotides long. Its product is annotated as endoglucanase 17. Gene Ontology annotation, molecular function: hydrolase activity, hydrolyzing O-glycosyl compounds. Gene Ontology annotation, biological process: carbohydrate metabolic process. Lineage: Eukaryota; Viridiplantae; Streptophyta; Magnoliopsida; Gentianales; Rubiaceae. The transcript has 8 exons. The coding region runs from base 102 to 1640 and encodes 512 amino acids. The record is from RefSeq and is a predicted model, not a curated record.
UUGGUCACUUUGGCUCAGUAGUAAUAGGACCGCUUGGGUAUUCGCAGUUUGUUGUGUAGUGUUCCCACAAUUUUAACUCCAACGGGCAGGGCAGCAGGAAAAUGACUAACUACGUUUCCUCUGCUUCUCUGGUGGUGACCACCGCCCUCGUUUUGCUUUCCUUCUUCUCCACCUCUCUGCUUCUCUGCAAUGCUGCUGCUUACCCACCACACCACCGCCACCCUAGCUUCGCCUCUCACAACUACAGAGAUGCUCUCUCCAAAUCUAUUCUCUUCUUUGAGGGGCAGAGGUCAGGAAAGCUCCCUCCUAACCAGAGAAUCACUUGGAGGAAGGAUUCUGGUUUAUCAGAUGGCUCUGCAAUGCACGUUGAUUUGGUGGGAGGCUAUUAUGAUGCAGGGGACAAUGUUAAGUUUGGGCUUCCAAUGGCGUUCACCACUACCAUGCUCUCCUGGAGUGUCAUUGAGUUUGGCGGCCUCAUGAAAGGCGAGCUUCAGAAUGCUAAAGAAGCCAUUCGCUGGGCUACUGAUUACCUUCUCAAAGCCACUGCCCACCCAGACACAAUCUAUGUUCAGGUAGGAGAUGCAAACAGGGACCAUGCUUGUUGGGAGAGGCCUGAGGAUAUGGACACCCCCAGAAGUGUGUUCAAGGUAGACAAAAAUACUCCAGGAACUGAGGUGGCAGCAGAAACAGCUGCAGCUCUUGCAGCAGCUUCUUUGGUCUUCAGAAGGAGUGACCCCACUUACUCCAAGACCCUAGUCAAGAGAGCUAUUAGCGUCUUCGCAUUUGCUGACAAGUACCGAGGCUCUUAUAGCAACGGACUGAGGCCAUUCGUCUGCCCCUUUUAUUGUUCAUUUUCUGGGUAUCAGGAUGAACUGUUGUGGGGUUCUGCUUGGUUGCACAAAGCCACCAAGAACCCAACCUACCUUCACUACAUUCAAGUGAAUGGACAAACUCUAGGAGCAGACGAGGCUGAUAACACCUUUGGAUGGGAUAACAAGCAUGUAGGAGCUAGAAUUCUUCUUUCCAAGGCAUUUCUGGUCCAGAAGGUUCAACCCCUCCACGAUUACAAAGGCCAUGCGGAUAACUACAUUUGCUCUCUAAUUCCAGGAACCCCCUUCUCUCAAACUCAGUACACCCCAGGUGGUCUUCUGUUUAAGAUGAGUGACAGCAACAUGCAGUACGUGACAUCAACGUCUUUCCUGCUGCUCGCUUACGCCAAGUACUUAACCCAAGCUCACGCGGCCGUUAAUUGCGCCGGAACCAUUGUCACCCCGAGACGGCUUCGUACCAUUGCCAAAAAACAGGUGGACUAUUUAUUGGGAGAUAAUCCGCUGAAAAUAUCGUACAUGGUGGGAUACGGCCCAAGAUAUCCUACGAGGAUCCACCAUAGGGGAUCCUCCCUGCCUUGUCUAGCUGCCCACCCGGCAAAGAUCCAGUGCUCCUCCGGCUUCAACUUCAUGAAUUCCCAGUCUCCGAAUCCUAACAUUCUCGUGGGGGCGAUCGUUGGUGGCCCCGAUCAGCACGACCGCUUCCCAGAUCAACGGUCAGAUUACGAGCAGUCAGAGCCGGCCACUUACAUUAAUGCCCCCCUUGUUGGAGCUCUUGCGUAUCUGGCCCACUCAUUUCCCCAACAACUCUGAAUCUGAUGAGGUUUCCCGGCCGGCGGCAACCAAUCCAAAAGUGAAGAGCACAAGGCGGCAUCUCAUCUUUUACCUUACCUUACCCGUAUUACUAUUAUUAUAAUUAUAAUUAGGCGUUUCUUUUUCUUUCUUUGUUCUAACUUCUAAGCCUACAAUUUGUUGCUGUGAAUUGCCACUGAUAGCCUUUUAAAAAUUUCGAUGGCUAAUUGUAGUAGUUGUAGGUCACAAGUUGUAUUCCACCCUACCCUACUGUCCCCACUA